Molecule: messenger RNA, 1337 nt
Organism: Mesocricetus auratus (golden hamster)
Lineage: Eukaryota; Metazoa; Chordata; Mammalia; Rodentia; Cricetidae
Product: cytochrome P450 2C26-like
Biological process (GO): xenobiotic metabolic process
Cellular component (GO): cytoplasm; intracellular membrane-bounded organelle
Molecular function (GO): iron ion binding; heme binding; oxidoreductase activity, acting on paired donors, with incorporation or reduction of molecular oxygen, reduced flavin or flavoprotein as one donor, and incorporation of one atom of oxygen
Source: RefSeq, a predicted model, not a curated record
GCAUUCUUUUUAGCAAUGGAAGCAGAUGGAAAGAGACGAGGAGAUUCUCACUCAUGACUCUGAGGAAUCUGGGUAUGGGCAAAAGGAGCAUUGAGGACCGUGUACAAGAGGAAGCACAGUGUCUUGUGGAGGAACUGAGGAAAACCAAUGGCUCACCCUGUGAUCCCACGUUCAUCUUGGGCUGUGCUCCCUGCAAUGUGAUCUGCUCCAUUAUUUUCCAGAAUCGUUUUGAUUAUAAAGAUCAGGAUUUUCUUAACUUCAUGGAAAAACUAAACGAAAAUGCCAGGAUCCUGAGCUCGCCCUGGUUUCAGGUCUGCAAUAAUUUUCCUUUACUAAUUGACUACUGUCCAGGAAGUCAUCACAGAAUAAGAAAAAAUAUGGAUUAUAUCAAAAGUUACUUUAUGGAGAAAAUAAAAGAACAUCAGGAAUCAUUGGAUGUUGCCAAUCCUCGAGACUUUAUUGAUUAUUACCUGAUUAAACUAAAGCAGGCAAACCACAAUCAGCAAUCAGAAUUUUCACAUGAAAAUCUGGCGGCCACUGUGGGUGAUCUGUUCGGUGCUGGCACAGAGACAACGAGCACAACGCUGAGGUAUGCUCUCCUGCUCCUGCUGAAGCACCCACACGUCACAGCUAAAGUCCAGCAAGAGAUUGAUCAAGUGGUUGGCAGACACCGCAACCCCUGCAUGCAGGACAGGAGCCGCAUGCCCUACACAGAUGCCAUGAUUCAUGAGGUCCAGAGAUUCAUAGACCUCGUCCCCACCAACCUGCCCCAUGCUGUGUCCUGUGAUAUUAAAUUCAGGGACUACUUCAUUCCCAAGGGAACAACGAUAUUAACAUCACUGUCAUCAGUGCUGCAUGACAGCAAGGAAUUCCCCAACCCAGAGGUAUUUGACCCAGGCCAUUUUCUAGAUAAAAAUGGAAACUUUAAGAAAAGUGACUACUUCAUGCCUUUUUCAACAGGAAAACGGAUGUGUGCAGGAGAGGGCCUGGCACGCAUGGAGCUGUUUCUAUUCCUGACUACCAUUUUACAGAACUUUAAGCUGAAGUCUCUGGUUCACCCUAAGGACAUUGAUACAACCCCAGUGGUAAAUGGAUUAGCCUCACUGCCACCCUCCUAUCAGCUCUGCUUCAUUCCUAUCUAAAGAAGAUAAGACUUUCUGGCCCUGGCUGUGUUGUUUUCUCCAAUCCCCUCUAGACCUUCAAUCCAUCAGAGACAAAGUGUCCUUCCCCCCCUCUCAUGUAUUCCCAUUUAGUCAAGCCCCAAGAAACACCUGUCAAUUAUUUUGCAAUAUCUGGAAUCACUGUAUAAAUGUAUUUCUAUUUGUUAUUCUUUGCAA